Molecule: messenger RNA, 8731 nt
Organism: Pleuronectes platessa (European plaice)
Lineage: Eukaryota; Metazoa; Chordata; Actinopteri; Pleuronectiformes; Pleuronectidae
Product: meprin A subunit beta
Exons: 13
Coding region: 100-1947 (615 amino acids)
Biological process (GO): proteolysis
Cellular component (GO): membrane
Molecular function (GO): zinc ion binding; metalloendopeptidase activity; protein binding
Source: RefSeq, a predicted model, not a curated record
UCUGUUACUGCAGUAACUGAUGUUGAUGAUGGUCGUGACUGGGACAUCUUCGACAUCAAUCAAGCGGCCGAGCUGGACCUGCUGGAGGGAGAUAUUGAAAUGCCACGCGGCAGAAACAUCAUGAUGGGAGAUUCGUAUCGCUGGCCAACACCCAUUCCUUACUACCUGGAGGACAGUCUGGAAAUGAAUGCAAAGGGAGUGAUCCUAAAGGCCUUUGACCAGUACAGACUGAAGACCUGUAUUGACUUCACACCGUGGAAUGGAGAAAAGAACUACAUCUCUGUGUACAAAGGCAGCGGAUGCUCUUCCUUUGUGGGAAACCAGCAGGAGGGAGAGCAGCGAUUGUCCAUUGGUAAAAAAUGUGAUAGGAUUGGAAAGGUUGUGCAUGAGUUCCUGCAUGCUCUUGGAUUUCAACACGAGCACGCCAGAGCUGACCGCGAUGAAUACGUCAACAUCAUGUUGGAUCAAAUUAAACCGGGAAAAGAGGACAACUUCAAGACAUAUGAUGACCAAGUGUCCAGUGCUCUGGGCGUCCCCUAUGACUACAGUUCAGUGAUGCACUACAGUAAGACUUCCUUCAGCAUCGGCUUGGAGCCCACCAUCGUCACCAACAGCCCCUCUUUCAUGGAUGUGAUUGGUCAGAGGAUGGGGUUCAGUGCUAGUGACCGAACUAAACUCAACCGUCUCUACAAUUGCACGGAGUCCUCCACUUUUGUGGACAGCUGUGACUUUGAACAGGAGAACAUCUGUGGGAUGAUCCAGGAACCUGGGAACCCAAAGUGGGAACAACGCAGAUCUGUGAGUGGAGGGCCUCAGCACAACUUCACCGCCAUGGGGCAAUGGGAAGGGAAAGGCUACUUCAUGCACUUCAGCACAGCUUCUGCUGAACCUGGGCAGCAGGCCUCUCUGGAGAGUCGCUGGCUUUACCCCAAACCUGGAGCUCAGUGUCUGCAGUUCUUCCUCCAUAACACGGGGGCGGCUGAUGAUGUUCUCAACAUCUGGGUGCGAGAGUACGACAAGGCCACACCCGGCGGUAAACUGAACCUCUUCAAGAGCAUUUCAGGAGGUGUCAUGGGUUCCUGGGAGCUGCAUAACGUCGAUCUGAACGUGACACAGAAGGCCCGUGUGGUUUUUCAGGCCGUCAGGGGAAAGAGUCCAUCAAGUGGGGGUUUCUCUCUUGAUGACAUCAACCUGUCGUCCACAAAGUGCCCUCAGCACGUCUGGCGCAUCCGCAACAUCACCAGCCUGAUGGCCACCACACCAGCAGGAAAACAACUGAACAGCCCUCGCUUUCUCUCUCCAGCAGGUUACUCCUUCCAGGUUCUCCUUGAUCUAGGUCAAACAAGCUACCCUCAGGGGUACAUGGGCCUCUACUUCCAUCUGACCUCAGGCCCCAACGACCACAACCUCAAGUGGCCAUGCCCCUGGCAGCAGGCGACCAUGGCCCUGAUGGAUCAGCAUUCUGACAUCAGAGAGCAAAUGAACAUGUACCGAAUGGUCACCACUGACCCUGAUAAGCUGUCCAGUGAUGGUUAUGAGUACUACUGGGAUGACCCAAGGGAAGUGGGGUCGAAAGUGACGCAGUCUGAUGGCAGCUUUUACUAUCGAGGCCCAGGAUUUGGGUCCUCAACCUUCAUCAAACACAGCAGGCUGAGGAGCAGACAGUUCAUCAAAGGAGAUGAUGCCAUCUUCUUGUUAAGUCUCGAUGAUAUAUCUGACCUGCUGCUACCUCAGCCUCUGCCCCGCUCUGCAGACUAUGCUGAAGCCAGUGCGAUGAAGGCUGGAGACCAAGAGACUCCACAGGCAACAGCUAGUAACCACAUGUUGAUAGUGGUUGUAGCAAUGUGUGUGUCAGCAGCCAUUUUUGUGGUUUCCACAGUACGUCUUGGCAAGGCGUGGAAGGAGCACCCGACCAAAGACUUACCCUCAGUUCUGAUCUCUGCAUGAGCUCCUCACUGACCAGAGCAGAGGACGCGUCUCAUCUCUGCACAUUAGUCCUUUUCACAUAAUCUGAAGCUGUAUCUCGGGAAAACAAAAUUCUGACAGGUGUUGUAUUCAAAUUAUUUGGUUCACAACUUCUCUCUCAAUAGUGAUUGUUUAUUGUGUUCACUUUAAAUUCAUCUCAAAUUUAGGGGAAUAACCCUUGUAGUCUAGGUCCUGGGGAAGAUUUGUAUGCACUUCAUUUAGCGGAGAAUAUCUCAACUGUUAUAGACUAAUAUGACCCCAUUGAACAACGUGGGAUGUGUGCCAAAAUCUCUAUCCGGGACAAAAGUCCUGAAAAUGACCACUAUAUGUGACACUAUUAUCACACUACAGGUAAAUGGAACUUUUUUUCUUCCUUUAUAGAUAUCCUCAACAAUUUCGAACAGAUUAAUCUUCAUAUUAAGAGAAAUACUUUUUGUAUUACACUUUGUCUCAAAAAUAAAAUAAAAUAUGCAAAUUAGGCAAUAUCUCAUUAAAUAUGCGUACAUAUAAACUCUUGAAGCUACAGAUUUUCUUAGGUGAUCACAAUGUUUACAGUGUUAGAAUUCUGGUUUGAUAUUUCUAAUUUUGUCUCUGUAGAUGUCCAGGGUGGAUGCUGUGUGUGUGUUGGGGGGUUGGGGGAUAUAAAUACAAUUGUAUACAAACACUGGACUUUUUCAAAAGAAAGAAAACAAGCAUUUAAUUGAUAUACAGACAUUUUAUAUCCAACCUUGCUAUUAUCAUUGGAACGUUAACUUUGAGUGAAAAAUACAGCAGGUUAAUUCACUGUGCUGCAAGGUAACACUUCAGGUCCAGGUACUGGUAGGAGUCCAGGUAUGGGGAUGAUGAUGAGAGCUCAUUCAGUGAUAGGAUUUUUACAACUAUUGCCUCCCUUGCAUUUGCAGUACUUUAAACAACGGAUACCAGCUACCCGACAGGGACAUCCAUUCUUGUGUGCACACUUGCCACUUGAGCAGGGAUCUGGCAAACCUUCAGGUUUUGAGAUUACAAUCUCAGGGACUAAUAAACUGCCCUUUCUUACAUUUAAGAUUGAGGUGGCGUCUGUAAAUGGUGCUUGGACCCAAAGCUGCUGUUGAUAAUAGGCUCUUUGUAUAUGUUUUCUUGCAUUAGUUGAGGUGCAAGCGGUCCUCUCAAAGUCCAUCUUGAGGACAUUACUAUCGAAUGCAGCAAUGCACAGGUCGUCAAAUGUCUCCAUGUCUGUUGAUGGUUUGAGACAUUUUACCAAGAAUGUUUCCGCCAUUUGUUUUGCACUCUCUGUUAGCUGUGGACAGUUGAAUUUGAUAAUCAGAGAAGAGUUGUCUGGUUUGCGGACAGUGUUCAGAGCUGCAAGUUUAGUUGAAUUUUGCUGGUUGUAUCAAACCCAGUCAGCGCAUGUAGCGCUGGGAGGCACUGUGUGAGCUCGUCUCCCAGCGCUUUGCAGAUAUCAUGAAGUGGUAAUAUUGAUUUUUUUCACGCUUGAGUUGCAGAUAAGCCAGAGCUCUUGGAGGCCAAGACUUCUCCAAUUGACUGUUAUGUGGUAUUAUAGGCACACAAAGACAUCUGUGUCACCCGAUGACAGUGUCAGUGAUGUAUAUCCUGUACGGUGACUUAAAAUGUCCUGCUCAUGGAACAUCAUCCUGUCAUCAGCUUCCUCGUGUGUGCAGUUGAGCCGAGGGAAUGGAGUAGCACUCGCCGCUGACAGAAUCCAUGCCUGUGUUGAUAUACCAAGGUGUAGUGGUUUGGUGCCUUUGUAAUUGGUGGUCAGCCACUCAACAUAGAAUGCCUGAAAAGCAGUUUGGCUAAUGGAAGAUGAUCAAAAGUUCUCUAAUACCACUAGAACAUUUUGGUUUGUUGAUAUCACAUCUAGGACAACCAUGUUUUUUGAUUUUCCUCUUCUCUCCCUCGCUCCAUGUUUGAUGCUGUCCUCUUCGGUAAGUGUCGAAAACGAUAUGGAUCUCAUCACAGUUGCCUCCAGCUUUGGUGACCAUAAAUGUCAAAGCAAUAGCAAAGUCGUGGAAUGUCUUCAUGGGUGGAUCAAGUUUCUAUAAGGAGACCUUUCUCACCAAUGCCAUGAAGUCGAUAAUGAUGGCGUGUGUUGGCGGGGGGGUAUCUGGACCUUUUAUCUAUUUCAAUCAAUCAAUCAAAUUUUAUUUGUAUAGGCCAUAUUCACAAAUUACAUUUCGUCUCAUAGGGCUUCAACAGGGUGUGUAUUUGUAGACACAACUUAAACAGCUCAGUCCCAAGUUGUGAUUUGGCACUCUUCCUCAAGUAACCGUCUUUGUGGACCAGGAAGAAUGCAGAGUUGGUGAUCUAAUGCAGGAGUAGCUCCUCAACUGUGAACCCCCGGUGACACCCAUACUCAAUAAACAGCCAUGUGCUCUGGUAUGACCUCAGGUCACUAUGGCUGCCAAGUAAACUUUUGUUAUAAAAAAGGUGGGGGUGAUGACCUGAUGACAGCAAUAUUUAGAACAGCUAGGAAAUGUAAGCUUUUAAAGUUUAGGUUAAUAAAUAACUGGCAAUUCCUGUAUGUUGCUAGUUGUAUGCUGUAUUUUCAAGGACUUUCGUCCCGGAAAGAGAUUUUGGCACACAUCCCAUGUUGUUCAAUGGGGUCAUAUUAGUCUAUAACAGUUGAGAUAUUCUCAACAUAUAUUUGUGAUUUAAUGAUGAGUCAUCUGUGCGCACCAAAGUUAACCAUGGUGUUCCACAGGGCUCUGUGCUCGGCCCAAUUUUAUUCUCAUUAUAUAUGCUUCCACUAGGAAACAUUAUCAGGGCAAACUCGGUAAAUUUCCACUGCUAUGCGGAUGACACCCAGUUAUACUUGUCAAUAAAACCUGAACAAAGUAAUCAAUUAACUAAACUUCGAGCAUGUCUCAAGGAUAUAAAAAACUGGAUGACCCGCAAUUUUCUCUUAUUAAACUCAGAUAAAAAAGAGGUUAUAAUACUUGGCCACAAAUACCUUAAGGCCAAUUUAUGCCUCUCGGUUUUGACGGACACGGACAGAUAGGAGCGCCUUCUUUGCCGUGGAACGCCUUCUCCGGGCUCCACGGAGAGCUUUUCGUGCAGCUCUGAUUUUUCUAACUACACGUCGGCAUGGCGGAGAGCCUACGGAUAGCCAUUGGCUGUUUAUUUUAAAGCAGCUAGGAACAGUGCUCUUCUCUAUGUAUUUUUAAUGACACUGAUUUGAAGUUGAUCUGAUGAAAGCUCUUUGAGGAUUUUGUUAAAAUACAAAACGUGUAAAAUGGCCAAAAUGGCCACUUACUCCCAAAAUGUCUGUCUUCCUGUUGCGUUAAUCAUAUUGGUGCCUUUUGUUUCUUGUGACAUGAACAUGGUUGAAUAUGUUCGAGCAGUCAAAUAUCCGAUUGAUUUUCCCUAAUAAUGAAAAGAAAUAGGGCCUUUGCACUGUCGGUGCUCGGGCCCUAACUAUUUCUCAUGGAUGAAGAAUUGAUCUGAUUCCCACCAUAGUUCCUGUUUCGACAGGAUGAGGAAGAUGCUUUUCUCUCUAUAAACUUUUGUCGAUUCAUUCAUCUUCAUCAAAGUAAAAGUGUCUGAGCACGAUGCUGUUCUUCUUUGACGUUGAAGUUAUGAAUAAUUUAUACAUGACAAUAAAAUGCUAGGGAGUUUUUUUGUUUUUCUUAUCCCUGCUCAAUUUAUUAUUAUUCAUGUGAGGUGCUGUGGCUAAAUCUUUCUCAUCUGGCUGCACAUGAGUCUUUUUUCUCCUGAUCAGAGUCAAGAUUUAAACCAAUAUUGGUGCCGCAGGGAUCCAAGUGUUUCUCCAAAGCCUUUUCUCUUUUAUCGUAUUUUGUCACUUCUUCCAUCUGCAUGCCCAAUGUUUUUCUUUCUUCCAUUUGCCCUCUCUUGUUGCCUGUCCUUUUUGGUCCGGGGCUGGUUAAUGUGGGUUUAUCCAACCAUCCAGGCGAUUAAUGUGGGCUUAUCCAUGCGUCCGUUAUCUACCCGUCCAUCCUGAAAUGAUUCUUGCAUCCAUCCUAUAUCUGUCUAUACGUGCAAAUAUGAGGACACAUAACGCAACUCAGUUUUCUGUCUUUUGGUGUCAUGUUCAGGUACAGGAGCCUGAAUUGACACAGGAGAGAGACAUGUGCAAUCAUAUCAGCUUUGGUUCUUUGCUUCUCAGUCUUUUCUUGCACUGCUGUCAGAGAGAAACUUUGAUUUCAUGGUGAUUAUUUUUCUUCGCAAUCACUCAAGGAUGAAGCACAAGGAGGCAGAGAUUGUUCACCUUUCAGAUGCUCCACAAUGGGGCUCCUUGGUUUUAAAGGGGGGCGAAGGAACAACAAGAAGUUUCCCCCUUCCCUCUCUCUUUUUUUUUUACAAUCCACCUCUAUACAACUCACUUAAAGUAAGACAGAACGGGGUCUGGAAGCAGAUAUUGAGAUGCGUGUGGUCACAUGUAGCAGACAACAGCUUGCCAAAAACAGUUAUCUUUUGAUCGGAUUAAUUCCUCAUUCUGUGCGACGCUAAGAGCCUCUAACUGCUCUCAUAUGGCAAAGAAAGGAAAACAAUUUUAAAGGCUCGAGAGCAGGUUCAUGGUUUUUCUUGUUAUAAUUCAUGGAGAUGUAAUGUUGCUCUCAGCUGCUUGCUCUGUUUGCGUGGAGAAAAUUCCAACUUUUACUCAUCGGUUAAUGCCACAUUUUAACCAGGGUGCCUCUCCUCCAUCAUGCAUAACAUCCCCUCCUAAUCCAAAUGAAAAGUCUAAUUUGCCUAAAUAUAUAGAAAUAGACAAACUUGGCUAAAGUUCAGAGACGGCAACUUUUAUCCUGUUUGUGACACAUUCUUCUGUAACUCUCAAAGAUCCUGGAAACUCCAAAUGUGCUUUGAUUUCUUCAGUAUCACACUAUCUUGUAUUGCUUGUGUGAACAUAUUCAUCCAAAUAUUUAUCUCCAUCACAAACCAAAUUGUCUUGUUUUUGAAUGAAACAUCUGAUGUAAAUUUUCAGGACGGGGGAGUGUUGGAUGAAUCAAUGGCUUUGUUAAGUGUGUUAAGUUUGUUUAAGGUGGCCCAGUGGGUCUCAUGUCUGCCACCCUGGAACCUUCUGUGUCACUCAGUAAACCCACAGAUAAGUCCUUAAGCAGGUCUGUGGGCCAGACUAAAGAUAAUAGUCUUUGAGCUUUAUGAAAUGUUCAGUAUAGAUGGUUGUACGCCACAAAAACUGGGUGUUUUGGGGGUUCUAGGAUAAAGUUAGAGUCCAGCUCUUGUUCAAAUGAUUUUCCUUCUUAUUGUGAAGUCACUCCAAACAAGCAUAAUCUAUAACACAAUUGUUUUUUUCAUUAAUAUAAUAGAAUAAAGGGCAAUGCCAAGGAUAAAGACUAUAAUCUCCUUUUCGUACAUUUCCACAAAAUUUGUAAGAAUUCACUGACGUUUAAAUAUGAGCACUAGUUUCUCUCCUCUUUUUUUUCGAGCAAUGGAUUAUUUCUGAAAGGCAUCAAUGUUGUAAUUGUACCUUCGAUGAUCUUUACGCACUGAGAAUUUAUAUGAGCAAAUUUAAAUUUACAAAAUAAGCUGAAUUUAAGUCAGAAAUAUUUAUUUACAACAUGUACAGAAACAGUUUCCAUCCUUCAAAGUUAUAUGAAUAGAAAGAACAACAAAACAUAGCAGACGUGUUUACAUGGCGUGUUUCAAACUGUGCAAACUUUUGCGUGCAUGUGACCGAUGAAGUUAAAAUAGUGGUGAUCGAGUCCCUGCACCGGUGAUAGGUAUCCACCGUGCUGCUGUGUGUGCGCAGAGAGCGGCACUGUUGGGUACGUGAUGGCCGGGCUGCGUGCCGAGCUGUGCCAGGAGAAGUGUCCCGGUGGACUCUGCUGGUACACGGAGUCGGACGGGCUGUGGCUUUGGUGCUCCGGGGAGGAGAGAUGCUGACCGAGGUAGUCAGAUGCCUCCGGCAUCGAGCCGAAAGAGGCAGCUCAUAGUUCGUUUAGGCAGCGGUUAAUUCGGUCCCGUCUUCGUUUCGGGAGUCCCAGCUUCCACACACAGUCAGCAGGGACUCCCGAUACUAACUACAACCAAGUGUUUGCUUCUAACCUGAUGGUGUUUGAGAAACAGUGUCAUGAUAGCCGUGGAAUUAAAGUCAUGACAGCGGGUUUUUGCACAGUUACCACUGCAGUUAGCAUGACUAACUAGGACGCUAGCGCCGUUAUGAAAGUUCAUUAUAACCGGAUGUGACCGUACACACAUGCCGUCAGGGCUCUAACCUGCCACCGUCUGCCGGACAACUCCGCUGGCUUAACACAGUUGUCACAUUAAUCGUAAAAUCGUAGUUGUGUUUGGGUUUAUUGUGAUAUAGGAAAUGAAAUAGGAAGUAUGAGGUCCUGAAAUGAUGGCGUUCCGAAAUACUGUCGUUAGCGGACCAAUCACAGCCAAUGGCUAUCGGUAGGCUCUCCGCCAUGCCGACGUGUAGUUAUAAAAAAAUCUGAGCUGCAUGAAAAGCUCUCAGCGGAGCCCGGAGAGGAGGUUCCACGGCAAAGAAGGCGGUCCUAUCUGUCCGUGUCCGUCAAAAUGGAGAAGCAUACAUUGGCCUUAAGUCUUAUGAGGCCGGAACACUGAAUGAGGAUAUGUGAUCUUGACACAGAAAUAAACAUGAACAGGUUUUACAUUUGAAUGUUUCACUGAGAGAAACUGCUACACCUCAUAUCACCCAAUAAUGAACAUCGUGUGGUGUCCAAAUUGAACUUUUACACAAAAUUCAAAAAACAUAUCCUCAACCUUACUGGCUGAAAACAAAAUGAAGACCUUGAUUAAAUAAAGGCAACAAUAAUCUCAA